UGAAAGCUGAUAGAGGGCUGCACGGACGGAGGCGGUGGUUCCCUUGAGACCCUCGUGUGACCUGUUCUGCGGCCCUGCUGGGGAGGACUCGAACCCGCUUCGAAAAUAUUAAGAAGACGUGAUUUCCAAGGCCAAUUAUGAAAACCUUUGUCAUUGGAAUUGGCGGCGUGACAAAUGGUGGGAAGACAACUCUGGCUAAGAAUUUGCAGAAACACCUUCCCAAUUGCAGCAUAAUAUCUCAAGAUGACUUCUUUAAGCCAGAGUCUGAGAUAGACAUAGAUGAAAAUGGAUUUUUGCAGUAUGAUGUUCUUGAAGCGCUUAACAUGGAAAAAAUGAUGUCAGCCAUUUCAUGUUGGAUGGAAAACCCAGGGCACUCUGCAGGACCAGCAGCCUUGGAAAGUGCUCAGAGGGUUCCCAUUUUAAUUAUCGAAGGCUUCCUCCUCUUUAAUUAUAAGCCACUGGACACCAUAUGGAACCGAAGUUACUUCCUGACUGUUCCAUAUGAAGAAUGUAAGAGGAGGCGGAGUACAAGGGUAUAUGAGCCUCCUGACCCUCCAGGGUACUUUGAUGGCCACGUGUGGCCCAUGUACCUAAAGCACAGACAAGAAAUGAGUACCAUCACCUGGGAGAUUGUUUAUCUGGAUGGAACAAGAUCUGAAGAGGACCUCCUUUCUCAAGUGUAUGAAGAUGUCAAGCAAGAGUUAGAGAAGCAAAUUGGUGUGUGAGUAACAGCACAAAAAUGGAAUGCAGCAAGUCCUCCUGAGAUGGAUUAAGAAACUUAAGGACAGCAAAACCCUGUCUUGGGAGAAAAAAGGAAAAGAAAGAAACAUGGAGGGAUGCGCUGAAGAACAUUAACCAGGAUGCAGUGUGCCCUGCAGGACAGUGACAGCCCUUCUAUGUCUUUGUUCAUUUUAUCACAUUUUAUCAUUUUUCACAAUAUGGAGAGUAUUGAUUGUAUGCCCAUGCUAUUGGACAGGAAUCUCUCAUGGAUACAAGAUGGUUUGCUCUCACUCUGCAGAAGGCACAGCACAUUCAUGCACCUCUAUAAGAAUGGAGGUGAGAUUUUCCUAGGACCUAGAG
Messenger RNA from Phodopus roborovskii (desert hamster), 1080 nucleotides. RefSeq names its product nicotinamide riboside kinase 1 (gene Nmrk1). Bases 138 to 725 code for a protein of 195 amino acids. Lineage: Eukaryota; Metazoa; Chordata; Mammalia; Rodentia; Cricetidae. Gene Ontology annotation, cellular component: cytoplasm. The transcript has 9 exons. The record is from RefSeq and is a predicted model, not a curated record.